This is a messenger RNA of Didymodactylos carnosus, 894 nucleotides long. Lineage: Eukaryota; Metazoa; Rotifera; Eurotatoria; Philodinida; Philodinidae. The record is from the annotation of a GenBank genome assembly.
AUGUCUGCAGUCGAUCCCCCAGCAACAGCCGAAAUACGUCUUCUAUUAAUCGGUCCUCCUAAAGUUGGUCAAUCAAGUAUAGCAAAUAUAUUAGCAGGCAGAAAUGUUUUUCCAAUUGCAACGUCCAGUUCAACUUCCAAAACUGCUACUAGAUCUCCAAGACAUUAUACAAAUAAGACAAUUCUAUCAAACAAGCAUUUACUAAUUAUUGAUGCACCUCCUCUAUUUGUAUUAAAAAAUGCAACAUCGAAUGAAGCCGAAAUGAAAAGUCUAGCAGAAUGCAUUGCUUAUAUUAGUCCUGGACCACAUGCUAUAUUCUUAAUUCUUAGUUGUGAUGAUAAAAAAAAUGAUUUAUUCGAUAUGGAAAAGAUUGUCACUACAGUAUUUGGUGCUGAAGCGUUGAAACAAGCUAUUGUUGUUUUUACUAAUAUUGAUAGUUUGAGAAAGAAAAAUAUUAGCAUCGAAGAUUUUAUAAAUAAUCAAUGUAAACAGCAGUCACUAUUAGAUGCUUGUGAUAGACGCUAUUUGGCGAUUGAUUCAUCAACAAAUGAUUUAACAAAACAUGAAACGUUUAUAAAACAUGCUCUUGUUCUAUUGAAUAAUUUAUGUGAAAAACAGACAAUAUUCAAGUCAGAUAUGUUUGAUACCAUUGAAAAAGAAUUACAACAUAUAGAACAUCACCGUUUACAAGAUUUAUUAAGGCCUGGUGCAUCAGUAGUUGAACAAAAAGUCGUGAAACUAGCUGUGCGAGAACAAUUGAGAGAUGAUAUACAUACUUACGGGGAAAUAUCUGAUUCUACGUUUUUUACAUUACAAUCACAUUUACAAACAAUAUUUAAAUCGUUGUUACAAGAAGUAGCAAGAUAUUUUGAAGAAAAUAUUGCUAGUAGUUGA